UUUUUCAUACAUGCAUGCUAUUUGGAUGUAAUAUAUCUUAUUUAUUAGAUUAAAUAUUAAUUUUAAAAAAAUUUAUUAUCAAGCGGCAGCUACGGUGCAUCGUAGGCACCGGGUGCACACGGGUCACCUUCUCCGGCGGGAAAGGCGAGGUCUCACCGCGCGAUUCAGAGAACAGGAUGUGUGGGGUCCACAUGUCAGUGACACAAAAUGACUCCUGAGUGUAGCAUUCCCACUCUUCUAUCUCCAGUUCUCCACUAGGGUUUUGAGGCGCACUACUCCUCAUCUAAUCUCUCUCUCCUUCUCCUUCGAGCUCCUCCCAUGGCGGGAGAGCCCUCGCGCUCCUCUCGACCCGACCACAAAAGGAAGCUCGAUGAUGACGAGGCCCCCGCCGCCGCAUCUCCGCCGCCGCCGCCGCGGCCCCGCCACGCGGGCUCCCACCUGUCGCCGGGUCAGGAAGCGGGAUCGCCGUCUCCGCCUCCGCCACCGCCGCCGCUGGAGCGGAUGGAGCUCGCGAAGCAGAUGGCGGAGAAGAUCGCUGCGCGGAUCUUCAGGGGCGCCGAGGUGGAGGCCAGGCGUCCCAGGUUCGAGAACGGCGACGAAGGCGAUCACGACGACUCGAGCGAUGAGGGAUGGUCUUCGGAAAGCGACCACUUGCAGAAGCCCGCUAGUCAGCCAAUAACUUCUCAGGUUGGCAUAACUUCCUCAGCAUUUCCAACUCAUGGCUCUCGGAUUUCAAGUAAAAAGAUUGAUAUUCCAAAUGGAAGGGUUGGUGUACUCAUCGGCAAAGGUGGGGAGACGAUAAAAACUCUUCAGCUACAAUCAGGAGCAAAGAUUCAAGUAACUAAAGAUGUGGAUGCAGAUCCAAAUUCUAAGACGAGAAUGGUGGAACUUAUAGGCACUACUGAACAGAUUAGCAAGGCCGAGCAAUUAAUAAACGAAGUUAUCGCCGAGAUGGCUGGUGCUGGGGCAUCUGGUAGAAUUGCUGGUCGAAAGUUUGGGGGGCCACAAGCUGGUGUGGAGCAAUUUCAAAUGAAAGUUGUGAACUGCAGGGUUGGUCUCAUUAUAGGUAAAGGUGGUGAGAAUAUUAAAAAUAUGCAAGCCAAGUCUGGAGCUUGGAUACAGGUGGAACCUCUGCUUCCCGGUGAUAUGCCCACAGAAAGAACAAUUUAUAUAGAUGGCACAAAAGAGCAAAUUGAAGCAGCAAAACAGCUGGUGAAUGAAGCCAUAAGCGAGAAUCGUAUCAGGAAACCAAUGACGGCCAGUGGGUAUACCUCCCGCCGGCCCCGUGGUCCAACAAAAUGGGGCCCACCUGGAGCACCUCCCAUGCAGCAACCUGAUGACGGCUACAUGCAAACCGGAGCUUAUCCUACACAAACCCCUCAAUAUAACAUGCACCAACCACCUUAUGCAAGCUAUCCUCUGCAAGCGCCCAGCAACUUCCAACCUGGUUGGGACCAAUCCUCCAAUCAACAAACUCAGCAACCCACUGCAGCAAUCGGGUAUGAAUACUACAAUCAACAACAGCUGCAGCAACAGACACAGCUACAGCCUAUGGUAGGAUCAUCAGCACCUGCCGAUAAUACCAGUUACAAUUACACCCAGCCUCAAGGGCCUCAGCGAGCAUUUUAUGGCACUGCACCCGGUUAUGGACCAAUUGCUAACCCUAGUCAGGACAGAUCCGUGCCCUCUCAAGAUGGGAUGAAUCAAGUAACUCCAGCUCAGCAACAAGCUCAUCUGGUGGGUCCUGCAAACCAGCAAGGAUAUGCAAGUCAAAAAACACCUGUGACCGCUAAUGGGUACGGGAUUCCACCAACCCCGCAGCCCAAUUAUGGGAGUCAACCUCCGCCCCAAGCCGGAUAUGGGCAGCCAUCUCAGGUGGCUCAACUUAGUUACAGUCAACCACUGCAACUGCAAGCUGGAUAUGAUCAAGGUUCGACCGAUCGAGCCCCACCUUUUCAGCCUACAGCUCCACAGGCGGGCUAUGGCCCACAACAAGUCUACGGUGGUGUAGGUCCCAUUGCCCAGCCAAGCUAUGGCUUGCAACAACAGCCUUAUAGUGACUCUUAUGUGAGCAGUGAGUAUUUGCAGCCUCCUGCAUAUUCUAGUGACAAUGCGACACGUGCAAUGCUUGAUCAAUCUGCUGCUGCACCUGCUGUUCCUGGUGGAGCGGCAAAAGCUUCACCGAGUUAGAUGUCAUGAUGCCUGGUCGCGUUCGCUGCUGAUCUAUCCUGGCUUCGAACCAUUUGAGGAUUUGGCUGUUUCUUUUCUUUAUUUUCUUUAUUUUUUUUUUGGGGUCCUUUUUGCCUGUAGGAUUAUCUUUUCUUUUUUAGGCGUUUCUUACUGAGUUGCACGUGCCCACAAAAUGGAGGGCGUUCUCAAUACUGCCUUCAGGCUACCAUUUUAUGGUUUUGUGGGUGCGCAUGUUGUCUAGAUAUAUGUUCCCGUUGUACAUUAUGUUGUAUAGCUAUCUAGAAAAAGUCACUGUGCCCUUCAAGUGGUAUUUUUCAGUUUUUGGUUC
Molecule: messenger RNA, 2518 nt
Organism: Ananas comosus (pineapple)
Lineage: Eukaryota; Viridiplantae; Streptophyta; Magnoliopsida; Poales; Bromeliaceae
Product: far upstream element-binding protein 1-like
Exons: 7
Coding region: 319-2190 (623 amino acids)
Biological process (GO): regulation of gene expression
Cellular component (GO): cytoplasm
Molecular function (GO): mRNA binding
Source: RefSeq, a predicted model, not a curated record